This is a messenger RNA of Hypoxylon fragiforme, 1208 nucleotides long. RefSeq lists its product as uncharacterized. Gene Ontology annotation, molecular function: DNA binding. The record is from RefSeq and is a predicted model, not a curated record. The transcript has a single exon. Gene Ontology annotation, biological process: regulation of DNA-templated transcription; aflatoxin biosynthetic process. NCBI's taxonomy places the organism in Eukaryota, Fungi, Ascomycota, Sordariomycetes, Xylariales, Hypoxylaceae. The coding region runs from base 110 to 1003 and encodes 297 amino acids. Gene Ontology annotation, cellular component: nucleus.
UAAAGAUCGUGGACGUAUUAUAUAGAAAGCUUCACAUCGUGUAGAUUAUCUUACUAACCUUGACAUAGAACCUUAGCUCGACUUCAUUUUAUGACCUGCAACAACGACAAUGCACUCUCCUACCCAAAUACCAACGGACAUGAUGCUAGACCAAGAAUGGCUCGAGAGUAUGGACCUAACCAAUAACGAACUCACAUCUCAGGAGUCUCCAUCAGGUGCUGAAAAGCCCGUCGACUUCUCCCUCUCAACGCCCCUAUCCGAGCACGACUUCUUAGGAACCGACAACUUUUCCGAUCAGUACUUCGAUCACUUUCUACAGAGCGAUAUUCAGCAAAGCCAUAUGACUAUGGAGCAGAAUUUUGGGAUGGACUUACAAGCACCUCCCGAAGCAUCAACAACAACAGCCCCUGGAACCUGCACCAACCCAGAGACAUGUAUGAUAUUAGGCUUGAACACACUUCGAGGCCUACAUAUACCGUACCCAUCUUCAUUUUGCAUCGUAAACCAGUCAACAGCAUAUCACCAGCCACGGAUGGUUGAUGAGGCACUCAGCAACAACGAAAACGCUCUCGACGCCGUGAAACGGAUCGCCGAAUGCCCCUGUAUAUCCAAGAGAACAGUACGGAUGCUACUACUCGUUAUCUGCGAGAAACUGAUAUCCUGGAACGCAAUAAUCCUCUGCGAUCAGGGAGAAGAGCGGGCUUCUGCCUACAGGAGCCUUUUCGAGACAGAUGGGUCAGAACGUCUGGUCACGGGGAGUCACAUGCCCGUCCGGGUUGGACAGUUCUCAGCCGAUGCCAGCCUUGGGGGUCGAAUCCGUGCGUGCAUAGUAGUAGACACAUUGGAACGCUUACAGACGGUCCUUGGAGAUGUCCUACGGGAUCCUUUUCCUGGGGAUGUGAAUAGCGAAAGCUCGAAUGGAGUGGUGGAAGUGCUGGACCGCCGACUGAAGGACUUGAAAGCAGAAGCAGCAAGCCGUCUACAAGAUGACCGACGAUCAUAACCACAAUGUUUGAAAUUCAUUAGGACGCCUUAUCAUAAGGAAAAUGUACAGUAUCCAAACAACUUCAUCAGCCCCUUUCGUCGGUUGUUACAUUAGCCUAUAGAUAGUUGUGAUUUAUGUAUUUAGCGUACCUAAAUAAAAGCGACGGGGUAAAAAGUACCUACAUUAUACAAUUUGAAGUUUGCCUCAUUGACAUUGACAUUUC